AGGUUGCCAACCCAUCCAUCAGUGGCAAAUCAAUUCUAGCCUUCUCCUUCUGACCGUGCAGUAGUGCCAAUGGCCAUGGCCGUUUCCUCUUGUUUCCCGUUGGCUGCUCGCUGUAGCCUCUUGCUCACCGCAGCGCUGGUCCUUGCGAUGAGCCAUGGAGUCCAUGGUCAUGCCGGUGCCGGUGCUGGUUUGAGCUCGUCCUUUUACGACGACUCGUGCCCGAGUGCGCGUGAUAUUGUCCGGCGCGUCAUCCAGAAUGCCCGCGUCGCCGACGCACGCAUCCCAGCCAGCCUCAUCCGCCUCCACUUCCAUGACUGCUUUGUUCAGGGCUGUGAUGGCUCACUUUUGCUGGACAACGACCUCCCGGCAAUCAUGACCGAGAAGGAGGUCCCUGCCAACGAUAGGUCAGCACGAGGGUUCGAUGUGGUCGACAACAUCAAGCAUGCGCUAGAGAAUGCAUGCCCUGGCAUCGUGUCCUGUGCCGACAUCCUCGCCCUCGCCUCCGAGAUCUCCGUCGAGCUGGCCGGAGGGCCUAGUUGGAGUGUGCCGUUGGGCCGCCGUGAUGGCACGACCACCAAUAUCGAGAGCGCCAACAAUCUCCCAAGCCCCUUCGACUCUCUGGAGACGCUCCAGGAAAAGUUCAGAAACUUGGGCCUCGACGACACUGACCUUGUCGCCCUCCAAGGAGCGCACACCUUUGGGCGGGCGCAAUGCCAAUUCACACAGCAGAACUGCAGUGCUGGGCAGGACGAGGAGACGCUGGUGAACCUUGACACAGUCACCCCUAACAUCUUCGACAACAAGUACUAUGGCAACCUCUUGCGCGGCCGCGCCCCUCUUCCUUCAGAUCAGGUAAUGUUGUCCGAUCCUGUUGCUGCUGCGACCACCGCGCCCAUCAUUCACAGGUUCUCUGGUAGUCAAAAGGACUUCUUCAAGAACUUUGCGGCCUCGAUGGUCAAAAUGGGGAACAUAAGUCCAUUGACGGGAAGGGCUGGGGAGAUUAGGAACAACUGUCGGAGGGUGAACAACAAACCAUAUUGAAGAAUGAGAUUAAUGUUAUGAGUUGUGAACUCAUUGUCCUUGUGUACAUCAUUCUUUUAAUUCAUUCUAACUGUAAGUGUUCCCUUAUUAGUUUCUUUGGAAACAAAUGUAAA
Triticum dicoccoides is the source of this 1154-nucleotide messenger RNA. RefSeq names its product peroxidase 2-like. Bases 70 to 1041 code for a protein of 323 amino acids. Gene Ontology annotation, biological process: response to oxidative stress; hydrogen peroxide catabolic process. Gene Ontology annotation, molecular function: peroxidase activity; heme binding. The record is from RefSeq and is a predicted model, not a curated record. NCBI's taxonomy places the organism in Eukaryota, Viridiplantae, Streptophyta, Magnoliopsida, Poales, Poaceae. The transcript has a single exon.